AUGUCACUAUAGCCAAGGAACCCGGAACCUUGGUGGCCUGGGGGAGGGGAAAGAUGUUUCCCCGCCACCCCAACYCCCAUGUCUAUGGUGAGGUCCAUCGAGUUAGUGCUGCCCAAGGAUGCAGUGUACCUGGCUGGCUCCAACCUACAGGGGCAGGUGAUCCUCACCCUGAACAGCACCCUGGUGGACCCCGUGGUGAAGGUGGAGCUUGUGGGGAGGGGCUACGUCGAGUGGAACGAGGAGAUCGGGGCCUCCCGUGACUACAGCAGAGAGGUCAUCUGCAACAAUAAGGCCGACUACGUGCACAAGACGAAGACGUUCCCCGUGCAGGAUAAUUGGUUAAGUGCAGGCAGCCACACCUUUGACUUCCAUUUCAACUUACCUCCCAGGCUCCCCUCCACCUUCUCCAGCAAAACYGGCCACAUCUCCUACUUCAUCCAAGCCUCCUGCCUGGGCCGCGAGCACGUCCUGGCCAAGAAGAGGACCUACCUGUUGAUUCAAGGGACCUCGGACUUCCACCCAGAUCAGUCCUUCCAGGACCCCCUGUUUGUGCAGGCGGAGAAGAAGGUGUCCUACCGCUGCUGCCGGCGCGGCAGGGUGUGCCUGCAGGUUCGGAUGGACAGGAACACCUUCAUGCCGGGGGAGAAGGUGGUGUUCACCUCGGAGAUCCACAACCAGACCAGCAAGUGCCUCCGGACGGUGGUCUUCGCCCUCUAUGCCCACAUGCAGUACGAGGGCUUCACGCCCAUGGCCGAGCGGCGGUGGCGCGGGGACAGCCACGAGCUGCUGCGGCAGGAGGCCAACACYCAGAUCGCCGCCUUCAGCAGCACCACGGUGGUCAGCACCUUCAGCCUGCCCCUGGUGCUGUCCGUGAGCAGCGCCCUGCUGGACGACCAGAUCAUGCGGACCAGCUACGAGCUGGUGGUCACCGUGCACCUGCCCUGGUCUCUGGCCAGCGUCAAGGCCAAGGUGCCCAUCGUCAUCACCAGCAUGCCCGCCGAGUCCUCCAGCUGCCAGCUCUCCCUCGGCGGAGAGCCGGGUCCCGCCGGAUUACGUGCCCAGACUUCUAGAUAUUAAAGCUUAUCUGACUCUACCAGGCCUUGGUCCUGUUGUUUUCCUACUGGGGACGGAACCCAGGGUCACUUCACCUCUGCGCCAUAGUCCCUCCUUUCUUAUAUAUUUUAUUUAGAAACAGGUCUCACUGAAUUGCUGAGGCUGGCUUUGAACUCGUGAUCCUCCAGCCUCAGCCUCCGGGGCCGCUGGGAGGACAGGUGUGGCCACCAGGCCGYCACCAGUAGCCCUUUGUCUUGCAGGGUGACUCCUUGAUGGGUCCUGGCGGGACACGACCUUUGGCAACAGCCACCUCUCAAGAAAGAUCCUCVGAAC
Molecule: messenger RNA, 1386 nt
Organism: Urocitellus parryii (Arctic ground squirrel)
Lineage: Eukaryota; Metazoa; Chordata; Mammalia; Rodentia; Sciuridae
Gene: Arrdc5
Product: arrestin domain containing 5
Biological process (GO): protein transport
Cellular component (GO): endosome; plasma membrane; cytoplasm
Source: RefSeq, a predicted model, not a curated record